Molecule: messenger RNA, 4121 nt
Organism: Podarcis raffonei (Aeolian wall lizard)
Lineage: Eukaryota; Metazoa; Chordata; Lepidosauria; Squamata; Lacertidae
Gene: ARNT2
Product: aryl hydrocarbon receptor nuclear translocator 2
Exons: 19
Coding region: 293-2452 (719 amino acids)
Biological process (GO): regulation of transcription by RNA polymerase II
Cellular component (GO): cytoplasm; transcription regulator complex; aryl hydrocarbon receptor complex
Molecular function (GO): RNA polymerase II cis-regulatory region sequence-specific DNA binding; protein dimerization activity; DNA-binding transcription factor activity, RNA polymerase II-specific
Source: RefSeq, a predicted model, not a curated record
GAGGGGAAAAAAAGGGAUUCUCAUCAGAUCAGACAUCUUGGCCAGCCGCGCGCAAGCAGCCCGCGCGCCCCGAGCUGCAUUUCCCAGCCUCGCCGCGCGCGCGGAUCCCCUUGCGCGGACGCCUGCCUUUGUGUGGCUGCGGGCGGGGAGGCGGCUCCGACCCGUCCCUCCCCAUCUUCCUUGGGCUGCGCAGCAGAGCAUCAGCCCUCCUCCUCCUCCUCGGUCCACCUUAUAGCCAGCCCCCUCCAGCUGCCCCCAGCUUGCAAUUUAUCUUAGUUCUUCCAGAGACAAGAUGGCAACGCCGGCGGCUGUUAAUCCACCGGAGAUGGCAUCUGACAUACCUGGGUCAGUGACGUUGCCGGUGGCGCCGAUGGCAGCUGGUCAAGUGAGAAUGGCCGGGCCCAUGCCUGCUAGAGGAGGAAAGAGACGCUCUGGGAUGGAGUUUGAUGAUGAAGAUGGUGAAGGACCCAGCAAAUUUUCAAGGGAGAACCAUAGUGAGAUCGAGAGACGCAGGAGGAACAAGAUGACCCAGUACAUCACCGAGCUCUCUGACAUGGUGCCCACCUGCAGCGCCUUGGCGCGCAAACCUGACAAGCUGACCAUUCUCCGCAUGGCAGUGUCACACAUGAAGUCCAUGAGGGGCACUGGGAACAAAUCUACCGAUGGAGCAUAUAAGCCUUCCUUCCUCACUGAGCAGGAACUGAAACACCUCAUCCUUGAAGCUGCAGAUGGCUUCCUCUUCGUUGUUGCUGCUGAGACAGGCCGAGUGAUCUACGUGUCUGAUUCCGUCACUCCUGUUCUCAACCAGCCCCAGUCAGAGUGGUUUGGAAGCACUCUCUAUGAACAGGUUCACCCCGAUGACGUGGAAAAGCUGAGGGAGCAGCUCUGCACAUCCGAGAACUCAAUGACAGGGAGGAUUUUGGAUUUGAAGACUGGGACAGUGAAGAAAGAGGGCCAACAAUCUUCAAUGAGAAUGUGCAUGGGAUCAAGGCGGUCGUUCAUAUGCAGAAUGAGGUGUGGAAAUGCCCCACUGGAUCACUUGCCUCUAAACAGAAUAACCACCAUGCGAAAAAGAUACAGGAAUGGCCUUGGCCCAGUGAAAGAAGGAGAGGCCCAAUAUGCCGUGGUCCAUUGUACUGGUUACAUCAAAGCCUGGCCUCCGGCAGGUAAAAUAGGAAUGACUAUACCAGAAGAAGAUGCCGAGGUGGGACAAGGCAGCAAAUAUUGCCUGGUGGCAAUUGGGAGGCUUCAGGUUACCAGUUCCCCAAUGUGCAUGGACAUGAAUGGAAUGUCUGUCCCCACGGAAUUCUUGUCCAGACACAACUCAGACGGAAUCAUCACCUUUGUGGAUCCAAGAUGCAUCAGUGUCAUUGGCUAUCAACCCCAGGACCUUUUGGGGAAAGACAUUAUAGAAUUCUGCCAUCCAGAAGAUCAAAGCCAUUUAAGAGAAAGCUUCCAGCAGGUUGUUAAACUGAAAGGACAGGUGCUCUCUGUGAUGUAUCGCUUUCGUACCAAGAACCGGGAAUGGAUGCUAAUCCGGACCAGCAGCUUCACAUUUCAGAACCCUUAUUCGGACGAGAUUGAGUACAUCAUCUGCACCAACACUAACGUAAAGCAACUUCAGCAACAACAAGCAGAGCUUGAGGUGCACCAGAGAGAUGGACUAUCAUCAUAUGACUUAUCUCAGGUACCCGUUCCAAGUAUACAGUCUAACGUUCAUGAGAGUGGGAAGCCAGUGGAGAAGCCUGAUGCCAUCUUCUCCCAAGAGAGGGAUCCAAGGUUUGCCGAGAUGUUCGCUGGCAUAACUACUACAGAUAAAAAGAUGAUGCCUUCAGCAUCCACAGCCGGUAACCAGCAGAUCUACUCUCAAGGGAGCCCCUUCCAGCCGGGACAUUCUGGAAAAUCGUUCAGCUCGUCUGUGGUCCACGUGCCCGGCGUCAACGACAUCCAGUCGUCAUCAUCAGCUGGUCAGAACCUGUCCCAGAUCUCACGCCAACUAAAUCAGAGUCAAGUUGCCUGGACGGGAAGUCGCCCUCCAUUUCCAGGACAGCAAAUUCCUUCGCAGUCUGGCAAGGCUCAGUCUUCUCCCUUUGCAAUUGGAACCAGUCACACUUACUCUGCUGACCCAGCGUCGUACAGCCCCCUGUCCAGUCCUGCUACCUCCUCUCCGAGCGGGAAUGCCUACUCCAGCCUAGCUAACAGGACAGCAGGAUUUGCUGAAAGCAGCCAAAGCAGCGGACAGUUCCAAGGGAGGCCUUCGGAGGUGUGGUCCCAGUGGCAAAGCCAACAUCACAACCAGCAAAACAGUGAGCAGCAUCCUCACCAGCAAACCAGCCAGACAGAAGUGUUCCAGGAUAUGCUGCCUAUUCCAGGAGAUCCAACCCAGGGGACCGGCAAUUACAACAUUGAAGAUUUUGCUGAUUUGGGAAUGUUUCCUCCAUUUUCUGAGUAAAUUUUACCUAGCCAGAUAACCUCUGCAAAGGACAUUCUGGGAAAGGAAAUCAGCAUACCAGGGUAGUAUGAGAUCCGCUUUCCCUGUGUUAACAUUAUCAUAGAAGCUAUAAAACAAGAAACGCCCCCUUCUCGUACUUCAGAUAAUCACUUGCGCUCCUUCCAAGUGUUGACCAUGCAAGUUCUAAUGAAAUAACCUAACGCCACCUGGUUGGCAUUCGCCGCGAGGAUUCAUUUUGUAUUUCAUUCCCAUUUGUGGUAGGGUUUUGAGCUUGGGUGGGGUGGGUGGUGGGGACGAGCAGGGGGGUGCUUUGAUUUUUAACUUUCUCUCGGCUCUUAAUAUUUGAAUGUGAACCAUUUCUAACUUCCCUCCUUAGAGAAAGCUGCUUGUGUGAACAGAUAAUGAAAUACGCACUCCAGUCCUCUGCUGGCUACUUGAAGAUAAGACUUCUAGUUGUGUGACUCCCUAGCUGUGACUCAUAGACCACAGGGGGGUCAGAGAGCUCCAUUCUGGUGGUUCUUGGAAAGGUAGCAGAACAGCUGAGAGUGUCUGUACAUGGUUGUGCAAAUGGUCCCCUCACCCCAUGACAACAGAGAUUGAAGCCAUUUUGAUCCUUUUUAUGGUCAUUUUAGGCCAAUUUGAAUGUAAGGUUGUGUAACUAUAACCUAGUCCUUUCUGGCAGGAGGUUCCAGCGCCUUUCCUAUCUCAUUUUAACACAGCUAGGCUUGAAUGUAUGUACAUUUUAGUACUAUCUGUAUAUCUGGUGUUGUACAAACUGGAUCUUGAGUUUUGGAUUUGUUAUUUUACCAUAUACAAGGGAAGUCUGUGCCUGAAGAGGGUAGCAAUAUAUUUGGAGGGCUUACAGUCCAAGCUUAAGGGGACUGGUUGCACAUGUAUUUCAUUUUGAAAUCCCUAUAUGCCCUUUGGGGCUCUGCACACCAUUCAGUCGGCUAUAUAAAUUAAUGUGGCUUUGGCAAUCUACGGUUUCAUCUGCUUGUUAACACUCAGCCAAACCAUUAUGACAACAUUUCUGUGCAGUGCGCCUUUGCACCCUACAGCUGGAUUGUGACCAUAAUACUGCUUGAAAGUGGUUUAGAAAACAAACAAAACAUGUGGGUUGUUGUUGCUUUUUAAGCUCAGCAAGAAAUUGGCAAGCAACCUUGCAGCAAUAGCUGUAGUCAGCAGCUGUGUGGGCCAUUGGUUUCUGGAAAGGGGCAGGUUCUAAUGUGGAGCCUAACUUGCUUCCUAGCCAUCUUUAGCUAACAAAAUGAUGGUGGUGGUGGUGCUUCUGUUGAAAAGGCUAGUUCAAAAUGUUUUAUCAAAUGGAAGGUGGAAAGACAUGUUAACUCUGUACUUGGAGCUGCUGUCAAAUCUCCUACUUGCAACUGUUAGAAUCAGAUUUCACCCCCAGCCCUGCUCAGCUGUGAUGUGUAGGAUCUAUGGCCAUGAGGCCAUGUUAUGGAAUGCUUUCCUGCCCAUCAUUGGCCGCUGCUGGCUGGCGCAGAGAAAGGCAGCAACAUUCCAAUAAGGGGAUUAGCCAUUUUGUUCAAAUUUUAAUGAGAGACCUCCUAGUUCAUGCUUUCUGUACCAUUAAGCCUGCCAAAACACAACUAUCCUUUGGAAUUCACACUUCUCUGAAUUUUGCAAUGGAGUUUCUCCAGACAGAAAA